AUACGAAUCACAGUUGUCACGUUGUUUUCUCCUUUCUUCUUCCUCUGCUUCUCGUCACAGCGAGUGAAGUACCUUGCCAUGCCAUCCCCUUCUUCCACCCUUCACAGCCGAGGUGCCGCUACUCUAUUCUUGUAACUUUCAUUGCCUACAAAAGCAGAGGAAAUGUGAUUGCUAAAGAAGGAGCUCUGUAUUGACUUUGCUCCAUAUGCUUUCUCUCCCUAGACUUGCAGCUAUUGGGUUUCUACACCUCAAAUUAUUAUCCGCUUACCAACUUAAACAAACGCAUGCCCAGUUGAUUGUCAAUGGUCUCAACUCACCCUCCCUUGCAGCUAAACUUAUCCGGCAAUACUGCACCUUAUUAGACCAACGGAACAACUACUGUAAUGCCCAUUUAGUAUUCGAGCACUUUGACAAGCCCAAUCUGUUUCUUUUUAACACUUUGAUAAGGUGCUCUCCACCACAAGAAUCCAUUGUUGUUUUUUCCAGACGGGCAUCAAGGGGGGACUUAGUGUUCGAUGAUUUUACCUACAUUUUUGUUCUUGGUGCUUGUGCUCGAUCACCUUCUGUGCCUACAUUAUGGGCAGGAAGACAAAUACAUGCCUGGAUAAUGAAAUGCGGUACUGUUUCGAAUACUAUGGUACAGACUACUUUAAUACAUUCUUAUGCCAGUAAUAAUGAUGUUGGCUCAGCUCGGAGGGUGUUUGAUGAAAUGUUUAACAGAAAUAGUGUUACUUGGAAUGCGAUGAUCACUGGGUACUGUUCACAAAGAGGAAGUGCUCAUGAUGCACUGGUUUUGUUUUGUGAUAUGUUGGAUGAUGUUUAUGGGGCAAGACCAACAGAUACUACUAUAGUUUGUGUUCUCUCAGCAGCUUCUCAGUUCGGUGUUCUGGAAACUGGUGCUUGUAUGCAUGGGUAUAUAGAGAAGACAAAUUGGGCUCCGGAGACUGAUGUGUUUAUUGGCACUGGUCUUAUCGACAUGUACUCAAAAUGUGGAUGUCUUGAUAGCGCUCUAUCCGUUUUUUCACAAAUGAAGGAGAAGAAUAUCUUAACAUGGACAGCAAUGGCAACUGGACUAGCCAUUCAUGGAAAGGGAAAAGAAGCACUAAAACUUUUGGAUUCAAUGGGGGCUUCUGGUUUAAAACCAAAUGCUGUGAGUUUCACUAGUUUGCUUCUAGCUUGUUGUCAUGCUGGGCUUGUUGAAGAAGGACUCUGUUUAUUUAGCAGCAUGAGCAAGUUUAAUGUCACCCCGCAGAUGCAACAUUAUGGUUGCAUUGUUGAUCUUCUUAGUCGGACUGGGCUCUUGAAAGAGGCUUAUGAGUUUAUAAUGGGAAUGCCUGUUGAACCUGAUGCUAUCUUGUGGAGGAGUUUGCUUAGUGCAAGCAGAAUUUAUGGGGAUGUUGCGAUGGGUGAGAAGAUUGGGAAGCUCCUUCUACAAGUACAUCCAGAGCAGAGUUCUUUGAGUGGAACUAGUGAAGACUAUGUAGCUUUGUCCAACAUUUAUGCUUCUGCAGGAAAGUGGGCGGGUGUGGAGACUGUAAGAGAGGAAAUGAAGGUCAAAGGGGUUGAAAAUAAAUCUGGCUUUAGUUCAAUUCAAACUACUAGCAUGCAGGCCCUUAAUAUGUAUUAAUGAGAAAAUUCUAAUUUGCAAAACUUUUCAUUUCUCAAAACAAGUCAUGAAAAGUGAACUUAAAUCUCAUUAUUGAGGAAUUACCAUUGCUAAUGACCAAAAAAAAAAAAAACAAGUUCCUUAUAGAAAAAAAAAAAAAAACGUUGGACUUGUUAGUGACCUUUGUAGAAAGUCACUAAUUAGCCAAGUGAACAUGAUGUAACUAUUGGUGAGUAGUAAUCAUUGAGAACUAUGAGAGUGAUUGUAGUUUGAUCCGAGGACCGGUUCGUUAUGCUAUUACUAACUACCAAAUUUUAAUUUUA
Messenger RNA from Humulus lupulus (European hop), 1929 nucleotides. RefSeq names its product pentatricopeptide repeat-containing protein At3g18970. NCBI's taxonomy places the organism in Eukaryota, Viridiplantae, Streptophyta, Magnoliopsida, Rosales, Cannabaceae. Gene Ontology annotation, molecular function: protein binding; RNA binding. Gene Ontology annotation, biological process: RNA modification. The record is from RefSeq and is a predicted model, not a curated record. Bases 206 to 1627 code for a protein of 473 amino acids. The transcript has 2 exons.